CAACUGAAUCUGGAGGUCAAGCUAUGGGUCAGAAUAUUUGAAAAGGAUCUUGCCAUGCCUUAUGAAUGAACCAGAACAGGAGAAUACCAUCAAGCCUUCCCAGUUGCUCAAGAUUCAGAGACAUUUCUGGUAGUUUUCCUUUCUGUCAUCCCCAAGAUGGAGGGAAAAAGAAAAAACCUUGUCACAGGAAAUAAAGAGUCAACUGAAACUCUAACACUUGAGCAGUGCACUCUGAGGACCAUGAGAGAAGUAUCCAAGAGUCACCCAGCUGGCAUACAUUUGGAAAAUUGCACAUCACAAGGCAUUUCUGAAGUAACCUCCAGCGAAGUCCAUAUAAUGAUGCUGUCUGAUUCAGAAGCAGAAGAGGUUCAGCAAAUCUCUGAAAGAGCAACACGACAUGAUUAUAAGGAAAUGUAUCAAACAGGUCCUCAGGAAUCCAGUUCAAAGAUGAACAGGAAUGGUAGUCAGAACUAUUGCUAUGGGAAAUUGCAGUUUGUAGAGCAGAUAAUGCAACAGAUUACAGACUUGCCACUGGAUCAUAUAGACUCACGUACCACGGCUUUGCGCUGUCAGGGACUGCUUCUCAUUGAGGACCUAAGCCAAGUGGACCCAUCUCUGUGGUCUAAAGAGAAACUGCUCAGUGUCUGCAUUGCCAGCAUCUUUGCCUUGCCCUCAGUUGACACCUUACAAAGGCAGGAUGAGGAAAACGCUAAUGUGCAGGCAUUGUAUAACCAGACUGUGGAAGCUAUGGAAGCAAUGCUGAAGUGCCUCUUAUCAAAGAACCGAAACACAACUGAACUGUUUCUACUCUUAGAACAAGUAGCACCCUGGAUGACAUCGGCACAAGCACACGAACGAGCCAGAGCAGUGAACACCUACGUAUUCCUGUUAAAAUUUGCAGCCACUUGCCCCAUGUUUCAUAUGUCACCUAAAUGUCCUAGGCUGGGGGUUCUGAUUAGUCAGCUGUGCCUGCGUCUCAAUGACCCCAAAAAGAAGAUUGGCCAACAGGCUAUGGAAGGCUUAUAUUUCCUGUAUUCCCUCAUACAGCACGAAAGGGACACGGAAAUGACAACUGAUUCCUUCGAAGAAGAGCAAUAUGAAAUGUCUAAACAGAUUUUGGGCAUUUACAACCCUGUUAGACCUCAUCAAAAUGUCAUUCAAAUUAUUAAGGAAUUUGAGCCACAUCUCACCUCAAAACAGAUGGCAGAUCUUUUACUGACAGCUAUAGACUGCCUAAAGGAAGCCAAUAGGCACACGGCUGCAACAUCCCAUACCAUCACAUCGGUCAUCAUGGAGUGCUACAAACAGAAAUUGCAUGAGCAGGUGCCAGAAAUUGUGGAUAAGAUUUACCAGCAGCUUGGUUCCAUCUACCAGUUCCGGGACAGACAGAUAAUGCUGGGAGUCAUGUCAAGCCUGGCUCAUACCUACAUGGCAGAAGUAUGCAAUGCCCUGCUAAACUGUCCUUUUCCAAUUGACAGAUUUUCCGCUGAGAUGUGGUACGUGUUGGCAAAAACAUGCUCAGACUCUGAGAUAACUGUUCUUGUGAACAUACUACUGAAAAAGUUGCAGCUGAGUCCAAAGGCUACAGGAAACUAUACCACACCUCUGGCGGCUGCCAGUGCUUUCUGCAAGUUGUUAUCAAUGCCGAAAUGUUCAGACGUUGCACUCUAUAUCUAUCCUCGACUGCUGAUGGCACUGCUUGUUCAAGUACACUAUAAUAUCAGGCACAAUGUUAUAGGGAUCACAGUUUCUCAGGAGGAGUAUGAGCCUGUGAGCUAUGUUGUGAUGGCACUGAAGACACUUCUCCUAUCUGUGAGGUGCUAUUAUGAGUUUGCUGUUAUCGAGAAGGAGCAAGGCUGGGAACUGCUCACCAGCUGUGAAGAUCACCAUCGAGGGGUAGGCCUUCUUGCGAGCUUCACCUUUGUGAUAUGUGUCCUAACCAGAACCAUGCUUCAAAACUCCUAUUAUUUUGACCUUCAGAGGAUCUUGUACCUCCUGGUUCCCUUCUUGGAGCGAGGUGAUGAGGAGCACCAGAUCACAGCAACAGCUUUCUUCAUUGAAAUUCUUUAUAUGCCAGAGGCCAGGAGACUUCCAGAACAGUAUUCUUUUCACCGCCUGAAUCGAGGUCUGAUGAAUGAAAUCCCAGUUAUCAGGGCAUUGUGUAUUAAAGGACUGGUUAGCAUGGCAGACUGGCCAAGAAAGGACGUAAACCUGUUACUGCCAACAAUGACAAAAGGCCUGUCUGGAAUGGAUGGGAGACUGUUUGUGGAGAGUGUUGCUGAAAUAGAGAAGAUUCUCGAUGGCCAAGAAGAAGCAGAUUGUAUUUGCAACAUCACCCUUUCUCUUCAGGAACUCUUCAGUGAUAAUAGAGAAAGUGUACGUGCUUCUGCCAUAUAUCUUUUUGGGAAAAUGUUGAGAAGGGCCAAGAAAAACAACAAACUAAUGAUAAGGCAACAAGUACUAGAAAGCAUGGUUCCAUUAUUUUUGCAUCUCCAGGAGGAGAACUCUGACAUCAGCAAGAAAUCUAAGUAUGCCUUGGAGGAAUCCUUUCACUUCCUGGGAUGGAAACCCCCAAAGCAGAUUGUCAGCUCUAAAGCUUGGUAUGAGCAUGAAGACAUUGUGGAUGAAACCUGCCUGUACCUCGUAGAGAAACAACAAGGAGCUCUUCAAAGGUUCUUGUACCAGGGCAUUUUCUACACUGAGAGUCCACUUCUUUCUAUAAAAAGGGCUUCCAUCAUGUUCCUUGGUUUCCUAGUACUACACAUGGACAACACAGUGGCAAAGGAAGAUCUUGAUUUGGUAUCCCAAACUCUUGAAGGCCUGAUGCAUGACCCUGAGGUAUCUGUGUGUGUCACUGCAGCUCAUGCCCAUGACCGUGUCUUUGCUGUUCUCUCGAAACAGAAGAACAGGCUUGAUGACAACAACAUGACAGCAACCAGUGACACUGGGGUUGAAAAGCUGGUGAGGAAUUCAAGAUCCCAGAAUGCUUUCCGCAACAGUGGCUCAAGUCUUUUUCGUGUCCUCAGCCUCUGGAAGUCUGCCAACAACAAUUAGUCUCUAGCUAGUGGAUGGGAAAGGAGUUUGGCACGCACCUUUUCACAGCAACAAAACAGCUGCAAACAUCACUCUUGCAGUCACCUUCAGGAUGAACAACAUGGAGAGGACCCAUAAAAGGAAUCACUGCUUUAUCAUCUACCUCAAUAAUAAAAGCCUCUGGUU
Sceloporus undulatus (fence lizard) is the source of this 3219-nucleotide messenger RNA. RefSeq names its product maestro heat like repeat family member 7 (gene MROH7). The transcript is spliced from 22 exons. The record is from RefSeq and is a predicted model, not a curated record. Gene Ontology annotation, cellular component: cytoplasm. Bases 157 to 3054 code for a protein of 965 amino acids. NCBI's taxonomy places the organism in Eukaryota, Metazoa, Chordata, Lepidosauria, Squamata, Phrynosomatidae.